AUGAAUUUGCCCUUGAAAAAGUCUUUCUCUCCUUUUCUUAGGUUCAAAACGGGCCAGAUUAAUGGGGACCUGCUCAUCUACCACGUCCUCCUUACCCUUAAACCCUACUACGCUAAGCCCUACGAGAUCGUGGUGGACUUGACUCAUGUGGGGCCCAGCAAUCGUUUCAAGACCGACUUCCUGUCCAAGUGGUUUGUGGUCUUUCCGGGCUUUGCUUAUGAGAAUGUAGCAGCAGUUUACGUCUACAACUGCAACACAUGGGUGAGGGAGUAUACCAAGUAUCACGAGCGGCUACUGACGGGCCUGAAGGGCAGCAAGCGACUCCAGUUUAUUGACUCUCCGACCAAGCUCGCGGAACACAUCGAGCCUGACCAGCAAAAACUGCCUGCAGCCACUUUGACAUUAGAAGAAGACCUAAAAGUGUUCCACAAUGCCCUCAAGCUGGCCCAUAAAGACACCAAGGUGUCAAUAAAGGUGGGCUCCACAGCGGUUCAGGUGACCUCGGCCGAGCGGACGCGCGUCCUCGGCCAGCCCGUCUUCCUCAAUGACGUCUACUACGCCUCAGAGAUCGAGGAGAUCUGCCUGGUGGACGAGAGUCAGUUCACCCUCACCAUGGCCAACCAGGGCACUCCGCUCACUUUCAUGCACCAGGAGUGUGACGCCAUCGUCCAGUCCAUCAUCCACAUCCGAACACGCUGGGAGCUGUCCCAGCCCGACUCGAUUCCUCAGCACACAAAGAUUCGACCAAAAGACGUUCCAGGGACUCUACUCAACAUUGCCCUACUCAACCUUGGCAGUUCUGACCCCAGCCUAAGGUCCGCAGCCUACAACCUGCUCUGCGCCUUGACAUGCACCUUUAACCUCAAAAUCGAAGGCCAGCUCCUGGAGACUUCAGGCCUCUGCAUCCCGGCCAACAACACCCUCUUCAUCGUCUCCAUCAGCAAGACUCUGGCUGCCAACGAGCCACAUCUGACCCUGGAGUUUUUGGAAGAGUGCAUCUCUGGUUUCAGCAAGUCCAGUAUCGAGCUUAAACACCUCUGCCUUGAGUACAUGACGCCCUGGCUUCUAAACCUGGUGCGCUUCUGCAAGCAUAACGACGACGCUAAACGCCAGCGCGUCACUGCCAUCCUGGACAAACUCAUUACGAUGACAAUCAAUGAGAAACAGAUGUAUCCUUCCAUCCAGGCCAAGAUCUGGGGCAGCCUGGGCCAGAUCACAGACCUGCUGGACGUGGUGUUGGAUAGCUUUAUCAAAACCAGUGCUACCGGAGGCCUGGGCUCAAUCAAAGCAGAAGUCAUGGCUGAUACCGCAGUGGCUCUGGCAUCAGGAAACGUCAAACUGGUCUCCAACAAGGUUAUUGGCCGGAUGUGUAAGAUCAUUGACAAGACUUGCCUGUCGCCGACGCCCACGCUGGAGCAGCACCUCAUGUGGGACGACAUUGCCAUCCUGGCACGCUACAUGCUCAUGCUGUCCUUCAACAACUCUCUGGACGUCGCUGCCCACCUGCCAUACUUAUUUCACGUAGUGACCCUACUGGUAGCCACCGGUCCAUUGUCCCUCAGGGCCUCCACCCACGGUCUGGUCAUCAACAUCAUCCACUCCCUCUGCACCUGCUCGCAGCUCAACUUCAGCGAGGAGACAAAGCAAGUUCUGAGGCUGAGCCUGACAGAGUUCUCAUUGCCCAAGUUCUACCUGCUGUUCGGCAUCAGCAAAGUCAAGUCGGCCGCCGUCAUCGCCUUCCGUUCCAGCUACAGGGACCGUUCCUUCUCGCCAGGCUCCUACGAGAGGGAGACGUUCGCCCUGUCCUCGCUGGAGACUGUCACGGAGGCUUUACUGGAAAUCAUGGAGGCUUGUAUGAGGGACAUCCCGACUUGCAAGUGGUUGGACCAGUGGACAGAGCUUGCACAAAAGUUUGCAUUCCAGUACAACCCGUCUCUCCAGCCCAGAGCGCUGGUCGUGUUUGGCUGCAUCAGCAAAAGAGUGAGCCACGGCCAGAUCAAGCAGAUCAUACGGAUCCUCAGCAAGGCCAGCCCUCUGCUCAGCAUAGACCGGGGUUUGGAGAGCUGUUUGAAGGGGCCCGAUAAUUACAACAGCCAGGUUUUAAUAGAGGCCACAGUCAUUGCUCUGACAAAGCUGCAACCUCUCCUCAGCAAGGACUCUCCCAUGCACAAGGCUCUGUUCUGGGUGGCAGUGGCAGUACUACAGCUAGAUGAAGUUAAUCUCUACUCUGCUGGAACUGCCCUUAUGGAGCAGAACCUCCACACGCUUGACACAAUGCGUGUGUUCAAUGACAAGAGUCCCGAGGAAGUGUUCAUGGAAAUCAGACGUCCUUUAGAAUGGCACUGUAAGCAGAUGGAUCAUUUUGUGGGACUCAACUUUAGCGCCAACUUUAACUUUGCUCUGGUGGGCCAUCUACUCAAAGGCUACAGACACCCUUCACCCACCACAGUGGCGAGAACAGUGCGAAUUCUUCACACACUGUUGGCUCUUAUAAGCAAGCAUCUGAAAUGUGACAAGUUUGAGGUCAACACUCAGAGCGUGGCCUAUCUGGCUGCUUUGCUUACUGUAUCUGAGGAAGUCAGAAGUCGCUGCAGUCUCAAACACAGGAAAUCGCUACUCAUCUCUGAUCUCUCCAUGGAUCCCGUUCCCAUGGACACCUACACUUGUCACAUGGCUGAUCCCUCUUGCAGAACUUUACAAGAGCCUCAGCCAUGGACAUCGCCUCAGAUUUCGGAGCGCUUCCUGUUACCACAUCAUUACCCCAUAAUGGGCCAGAUUAGCCCACGAACACGGAAGUCCAUGAGCCUGGACAUGGGCCAACCCUCGCAGGCUAACACGAAAAAGCUUCUGGGCACCAGGAAGAGCUUUGAUCAUCUCAUAUCAGACUGUAAAGCACCAAAGAGACCAGAGAUGGAGUCUGGUAUGACCACCCCUCCCAAGAUGAGGCGCGUUGCCGAAAACGACUAUGAGAUCGAGACGCAACGAAUCGGAAAUUCUCAUCUACGCAAGGUGUCUGUAUCAGAGUCUAAUGUGCUGUUGGACGAGGAGGUGCUGACCGACCCAAAGAUUCAGGCUUUGCUGCUCACUGUGCUGGCCACGCAGGUCAAAUACAGCACGGACGACUUUGACCAGCGCAUUUUGUACGAGUACUUGGCCGAGGCCAGCGUUGUCUUCCCAAAGGUUUUUCCAGUUGUCUACAACCUGCUGGAUUCCAAGAUCAACUCUGUGCUGUCCAUGUGCCAGGACACCAACCUCCUGAACCCCGUCCAUGGCAUCGUCCAGAGCGUGGUGUACCACGAGGAGUCACCGCCUCAAUACCAGCCCUCAUACUUACAAAGCUUUGGCUUUAAUGGGCUUUGGAGGUUUGCUGGACCAUUUUCGAAGCAAACCCAGAUACCGGAUUACGCCGAGCUAAUCGUCAAGUUUCUGGAGGCGCUGAUCGACAGUUACCUGCCGGCCGCCGACGAGGAGCGAGGGGAGGAGCAGCUGAGGACGCCCACCUCCCCCUACCCCCCCACCAGCCAAAGCCAGCUCAGCAUCACUGCCAACCUCAACCUGUCCAACUCCAUGACCUCACUGGCCACCUCGCAGCACUCACCAGGUGUGGACAAGGAGAACGUCCAGCUGUCCCCCAGCUCGGCGCUGUCCAGCGGGGGGCGCACCAGGCACGGCUCGGCCAGCCAGGUCCAGAAGCAGCGCAGCGCCGGCAGCUUCAAGAGACCCAGUAUUAAGAAGAUCGUGUGA
Molecule: messenger RNA, 3744 nt
Organism: Menidia menidia (Atlantic silverside)
Lineage: Eukaryota; Metazoa; Chordata; Actinopteri; Atheriniformes; Atherinopsidae
Source: the annotation of a GenBank genome assembly